Spodoptera exigua (beet armyworm) is the source of this 1023-nucleotide messenger RNA. NCBI's taxonomy places the organism in Eukaryota, Metazoa, Arthropoda, Insecta, Lepidoptera, Noctuidae. The record is from the annotation of a GenBank genome assembly.
AUGAGGAAAAAACAGUCUGCUAGUACCGUAACUAAAAAGUUAGCCUCAUCCUCAGCAGCAGUCACCACACAAGAGAUUACACCCUGGUCUACACCAACUAGCACAAUGUCUGAAAAAUUGGAUUCUGAUAUGUUUUCAGAUGCUAAUUCUGAUCAUUUACCCGUGUGUAUGGCUAACGAAACACUAUCAAAAAGUAUGGACUACACCUUAACCGAAAUGAUUCCUGUCCACGAAAUGAAGGAAUCCAUUGAGCAACUCCAAUUAGAACUUUGUAUCUCUCAAAACGAACUUGAAAAUGUGAUACUUGAAAAUAAUGAUUUACGUUCGCAAAUAACAAAACUUAGCAAAGAAAAUAACAUGUUAAAGACGCUACUCUCCAAAACUCCAUCUAAGAAAAGUAAAACAAACAAUAGUGCUUGUAAACAGAAAAGUAGAUGCUCCCUACAGUAUUCAGACAUUAAUAUCAUGGCUACACCGCCUAGAGUAUCCGCCAUUAAUGACAAAGGAAUAGCUUCCAUAGAAAACCACGUUGCCUUACAGGAAAACCUUUUAGAUCUAGAGAUGCAACUAAAAACAGCAAAGCACGAAAUAUCCAAACUUAAUGAGCAAAUUGGAGUUUUGCAACAAACAUUGCAGACCAAACAAUGUGGUGAACUGCAAUCCUUAAAUGAUGCAAAUUGCAUACUCAAUUGCAACAAUAAUAAAAUAAGAAGGAAACUAUGUGUGUUGACGAAUGGCAUCCCGGGAGAUUCCCUGCAAGCUGUAGAAGACACAUUUGGUAGUCAGUUUCAGUACAUCCGAUAUGUUUUGCCUAACUGUAACAUAAAGGACCUAUUAGACAACAUAAACACUAAAUUAGUAAACUAUGACUUAAGUGAUUACUGUAUUGUUAUGUUGGGAGGAAAAGACUUACAUUCAACAUGUAACUAUGUGGAACUGAUUAAAAUAAUUAGGGACGCUCUGCAGCAUAUAAACCAUACUAAUAUCAUUGUUUGUACUCCUUCAUAUUCAAAGCAAAAUUAG